ACCUUUAGGAAACGGCACGGUCAUGUGACAAGAGGCCGAAUUGAUGAAGCUGGCUAGCUAAUCUGAUAUAGUUUGCUUGCGUUUAGGUGCUCCAGUUGUAAAAAAAUUAAUAAAAUGUUGUUAGUGUUAAGCGACGAGCAUAAGGAACAUUUAGGGUUCCUGCCAGAAGUGGACUCUGCAGUUGUUGGCGAGUUUGGACGAAUCGCCGUGGAAUUUCUGAAGAAAGGAUCAAAUCCUAAAAUUUACGAAGGGGCAGCUAGAAAGUUAAAUGUGACUGCUGAAAUCGUGCAGCAUGGAGUGGAGGGACUUAUGUACCUUCUUUCCGAAAGCUCUAAACUCAUGAUCUCUGAGGUGGAUUUCCAGGACUCUGUUCUGGUACUGGGAUUCUCGGAAGAGCUGAACAAACUGCUCCUACAGCUGUACCUAGAAAACAGGAAGGAAAUCCGCCUCAUCCUGAGCGAGCUGGCCCCAUCGAUGCCUCACUACCAUAACCUGGAGUGGAGGCUGGAUGUGCAGCUGGCCAGUAGGGCGCUGCGGCAGCAAGUGAAACCUGUGUUGAACCUGAAGCUGCAGCUGGACGACAAUGGGACCAGGCGUACCCAUCUGAUGCAGACCGACCCAGCCACUCUGCUGCACCUCAUCCAGGAGCUGGAACGGGCGCUAGCCGAAGUGAAGACAAACCACUGUCGCAGAAUCCUGCGCAACAUCAAAUAGUGCCUGCCGGGGGCCACUGGGGGCCUCGGGGCCCGGACAAAGCUACCACACCCUGUAUCAGGGGCAGGAGGGGGAGCUAUUACCUCUAACUAUUGUGGCCUGUAAAAUGUAAGGCUGUAAAUAUUUCCCAUAGUACAUUGCACAGGGCAGACUGAGUAUCAGUGCUGCUAGUGACAUCAGUUUAAUUAGUUAAAAUCAAGACCAACAGUAUGUGUCCACUUUGAAGAACUCGUACAUUAAGAUGGUUGAAAAUAGCCCUGUUUGUGUGAUCUUUUGUUUACUAUAUCAGAUCGAUUCAUUCAAAAUUCUAAGGUGGGGGGGGGCUGUAACCUGUUCCAGAUGGCAGAGGGCACAAGGCUGAGCUACGUCCAGGAUGUAUAGAUGCCAGUUAGCUUAACUCUGUGUUCCCCAACCUGGUCCUUGAGGAGCCCCCAGACAGUCCAUGUUUUCACUCCCUCCCAGUUCCUAUCUGGGGGUCCUUAAGGACUGGGUUGGGAGUCAGUGGCCUAACUCGUGUCUUAGGACUUCGGGAGGAAUACCUUGUGACACGGGGAGAACGUGCAACUCCACACAUACAGAGCAGAGGUGAUAUUUGAAGCCCUCGUUUCUGAAGGUGUGAGGCAACAGUGCAACCCGCUGAGCCACCCUCUCUUUAAAGUUAGUACAUUCUCAACAAAAGCUUUUCAUUUGUGAAGAACAACUCAGAUUAAUACAACAUGCUAUUGUCUUCAAUGUCAUUAUAUUGGAGGCAUAUUUGAUACAGUGCUCACAGAAAGUCUUGGGACACUUGCUUAAUUCUGUAAAAAUGUAGCAAAUUGGUUUCAUAAGUCCAUUGACAAGCAAUGUUUAAUAUAUCUGCACAUAUCUUUCCAACAGACAUAUUCUUAAGUGUCUUAAUUUCUUGACCGAAUCAUUCAGUUCUGUUCUUGCCGUUUUGCUAUUAACUGCAACUGUAGUCAUUGGCUCCCAAAUGGCUCACAAAGCAACGCUGAACAGUAAUGUUUGGUGGUGUAUGUUAUUCUGAAGGUAUCGCUAAUUAAAAAGCACCCAAUGAUGCUUGUCAAUGAACUUUUUAACUCAGAAAGGCUCUUUUAGAACUAAAAUUUGAGUUUCAAUGUAUUACUACUUGAAUGUUUCACUUACAACUACUGGUUUCGAAUGUGAUAUAUAUAUUUUUGUAAAUAAAUGAGUAACGUAAUGAUUUUUGUUACAAAACCAAUAAAUUUGCUAUAUUUUUACUGAACUGAGCAGGUGUCCAAAGACUUACUGUGAGCACUGCAUGUUUGUAAGUUGUGCUUUGUAUGGUCUGUAUGAAGUCAGUGGUAUUCGGAGCAGCUUGUAAUUCUGAUGAGUUUUUUCCUACUUGUUAUAAUCUGAUAAAUUUUGAAUAAACAUAAUUGUAAUCAUC
Molecule: messenger RNA, 2122 nt
Organism: Brienomyrus brachyistius
Lineage: Eukaryota; Metazoa; Chordata; Actinopteri; Osteoglossiformes; Mormyridae
Product: COMM domain-containing protein 2-like
Exons: 5
Coding region: 115-714 (199 amino acids)
Source: RefSeq, a predicted model, not a curated record